AUGUCAAAGAAUUUAAUUUUAUUAAUGAUAUGUUUGAGUCAUAACUAUAAUUGUUUAGCAAAUUUUCUCGAAGAUAAUGGAGAGUUGACACAAAUGUGUGAUCAAACCAAUAGUAUUAGAGAUCAAUUGAUUUAUAAGAAAGACAUCAUAACAAUGGAGUCGAGCGAAUCCAUCGGUGAAGAUCAACGACUAUUCUUUAGACUUUUUCGUCGUUUAUUUCCUGUAAAUGGAGGUCAAAGAGUAGGAGGAGGUGGCGGCAGAGUUCGGGUGAUUAGAGGAACCAGAAGAAGUGGUACCGGAAAUGCUCCGCGAGUUCGGAGACGAAGAAGAAAUAGACUCAAUAAAAGUAAAAGAAAUAAUAAUAAUAAUAAUAAUAAUCGACAAAAUUCAGUAAAAAGAAAUUAA
Messenger RNA from Oppia nitens, 405 nucleotides. RefSeq lists its product as uncharacterized. The coding region runs from base 1 to 405 and encodes 134 amino acids. The record is from RefSeq and is a predicted model, not a curated record. Lineage: Eukaryota; Metazoa; Arthropoda; Arachnida; Sarcoptiformes; Oppiidae. The transcript has 2 exons.